This is a messenger RNA of Mustela erminea (ermine), 2059 nucleotides long. RefSeq names its product zinc finger CCCH-type containing 15 (gene ZC3H15). Gene Ontology annotation, molecular function: metal ion binding; mRNA binding. The record is from RefSeq and is a predicted model, not a curated record. The transcript has 12 exons. Bases 183 to 1436 code for a protein of 417 amino acids. Gene Ontology annotation, cellular component: cytosol. Gene Ontology annotation, biological process: cytoplasmic translation. Lineage: Eukaryota; Metazoa; Chordata; Mammalia; Carnivora; Mustelidae.
CUUAAGUCUGGCCGGUGCCACCUGUCUCCGCAAUGCCCCCCAAGAAACAGGCUCAGGCCGGGGGCAGCAAAAAGGCGGAGCAGAAAAAGAAGGAGAAGAUUAUUGAAUGAGUUUCCUGAGAGUGAACCAUCAGUGACUUUUAAACGGUUCUUCGUAUUCUUUGGAUAUAAUUGGAAAAACCUAUGACCAUUUUCCUGCUUAUGGUAUGCCUGACUAAUGGACACCAAAAUGACAAAACUUUUGGUCUAAAGAAUAAGAAAGGAGCAAAGCAACAGAAGUUUAUUAAGGCUGUCACUCAUCAGGUUAAGUUUGGCCAACAAAAUCCACGUCAGGUAGCACAAAGUGAGGCUGAAAAGAAAUUGAAGAAAGAUGACAAGAAGAAAGAAUUGCAGGAACUAAAUGAGCUAUUCAAACCCGUAGUUGCUGCUCAAAAAAUAAGUAAAGGUGCAGAUCCCAAAUCCGUGGUGUGUGCAUUCUUUAAGCAAGGACAGUGUACUAAAGGAGAUAAGUGUAAGUUCUCUCAUGACUUGACUCUGGAGAGAAAGUGUGAAAAGCGAAGUGUUUACAUUGAUGCAAGAGAUGAAGAACUUGAAAAAGAUACUAUGGAUAAUUGGGAUGAGAAAAAGCUGGAAGAAGUAGUGAACAAGAAGCACGGUGAGGCGGAAAAGAAAAAACCAAAAACUCAAAUAGUGUGCAAGCAUUUCCUCGAAGCUAUUGAAAACAACAAGUAUGGCUGGUUUUGGGUAUGCCCUGGAGGUGGUGAUAUUUGCAUGUAUCGUCAUGCACUUCCUCCUGGAUUUGUAUUGAAAAAAGAUAAAAAAAAAGAAGAAAAAGAAGAUGAAAUUUCAUUAGAAGAUCUUAUUGAAAGAGAGCGUUCUGCCCUAGGUCCAAAUGUUACGAAAAUCACUCUAGAAUCUUUUCUUGCAUGGAAGAAAAGAAAAAGACAAGAAAAGAUUGAUAAACUUGAGCAAGAUAUGGAAAGAAGAAAAGCAGACUUCAAGGCAGGGAAGGCUUUAGUGAUUAGCGGUCGUGAGGUGUUUGAAUUUCGUCCUGAACUGGUUGAUGAUGAUGAUGAGGAAGCAGAUGAUACCCGUUACACCCAAGGAACAGGUGGUGAUGAGGUUGAUGAUUCUGUGAGUGUAAAUGACAUAGAUUUAAGCCUGUAUAUCCCAAGAGAUGUAGAUGAGACAGGUAUUACUGUAGCCAGUCUUGAAAGAUUCAGCACAUACACUUCAGAAAAGGAUGAAAACAAAUUAAGUGAAGCUUCUGGUGGUAGGGCUGAAAAUGGUGAAAGAAGUGAUUUGGAAGAGGACAACGAAGGGGAGGGACAGGAAAAUGGAGCCAUCGAUGCUGUUCCUGUUGAUGAAAAUCUUUUUACUGGGGAAGAUUUGGAUGAACUAGAAGAAGAAUUAAACACACUGGAUUUGGAAGAAUGACAACAGACAAGUCUGAAAAAAUUAAGCCAGCUCAGCAUGAGUUGAAAUUGACUACAGUAAUUUUUUUCCACCUAGAAUUCUUCAACAGGAUGUUUAUUUCCCAUGCUGAUUCUGGAGGGCUUACUCUCCUCCAAAAAAGGAAUAUUCUCCCUACGUCUUGUCUUCUGACUUUGGCUACAUCUCAUAGUAAGUUCAGAGUAGUUCAUGAUAAAUUGAAAAUAUAAUGGUCAUUGCAGAAAAUGAUUGUUGUAACUGUCCAUUCAAGUAGGAAGUGUGACUGCUUUUCCAGCUUUUUGUUUUCAUUGGGCAUGUAUUAUAAGAACAACAUAAAUAUAAAUUUAAAUUUAAAAUACCCUUCAUUUAACACAGUUUUUAAUGAGUGAUUUUCUUUGUAUUUAUGUGUUUCAAAGACUGCCUAAAAUAUGAGCACUGUAUUUCAUAAAGGAAACUGCAUAUGCAGAUUCAGUAUUGUAUAUCUUUGGACGAUUAGAUGGACAUUUAAAAAGAAACUUCUUUAACCUGACAGAAUCAGCUGCAAUGCCCUGUGUUAAAUUGUUUUAAAUGUUUCCCUCUUCUUUUUUGCCAAUAAAGUUGUAAAUAAAGACCGUCAUACAUUAAAAUCC